AACCAAAACGUUACGAACUAUUUUACUGUGGAUGUAGCGCACUGUGUUUGUGAGAGGUAACACAACGUGCACCAAGUUAAUGUCAACAUUACCUCACCUGUAUUUUGGUACAAACACAGGAAAUUAAUACUAGCUACUAUGUCGACGUACCUAACAAAUGUGAUAAUUUUCUUAACUUGUUUUAUGUGUGUUGAUUUACAACAAAGUGACUGUCCUCACAAAUGUGUUUGUUUUAGAUCUACCGUUAGAUGCAUGUUUGCCCAGCUGGAUGCAGUUCCAUCACAAAUUCCUAAGGAUACAACGGUGUUAGAUCUAAGAUUUAACAGUUUAUCACAAUUGAACAGAGGAUCAUUUAUAGGAUUACAUAAAAUAGAUACUUUAUUAUUAAAUAACAAUAAGCUAAGAAGACUGACAAAUGGUGUAUUUGAAGGUCUUACAAAUUUACGUUUUUUAUAUUUAUAUCAGAAUGAAUUAGAAGAAAUUGAAAGAGAUGUUUUUGCAGAUACUCAAAAUUUAGAACAGUUAUUUUUACAUAGUAAUAAAAUCAAACAUUUACCAGAUGGAUUAUUUUCACAGACAAAUAAUCUACAAAGAUUACGACUGGACGAUAACCCAGUUGAUUGUGGAUGUAAAAUGCAUUGGUUAUACCAAUUGUUACACGACAGAAAUAGAAACGUUCAAGGUGCCGUAACAUGUAAAGGACCCCCAACCUUUGCAGGGAGAGCACUAAAUACUCUGGAUGAAAAUGAUUUUCAGUGUGAUGAGCGGACAUUAAUAAUAGAAGACAACCGUAGCAGCAAUACACGACCUCAAAUAAUAACAGAGCCAUCAGCUGUGAAUGUCACGUUUGGUAACACAGCUUAUUUCGUAUGCCGAGCUGAAGGUACCCCAAGACCAGAGAUUACCUGGCUACAUAAUGAAUACCAAUUAGACUUCAGUGACCCACGGAUUAAUCAAUUAGAAGAUGGAACACUCAUGAUAUACAACACCAAGAAAUCAGACAGGGGAGACUAUCAAUGUAUGGCUAGAAACCCAUCAGGAGAAGUCAAAGCUAAAAAGGUCCAGUUAAGAUAUUCUGAGGCUGAAGUUGCACCACGGUUCAUUGCUACUCCCCAGGAUGUAACAACAUCAGUGGGUAAUUCAGUACAAUUAACCUGCCAAGCUACAGGUCACCCUGAACCACAGAUACAAUGGACCAAGAAUGGUAACCAGUUAUCUCCCUCUAAUAGAAUCAGUGUCAUGUCCAAUGGAGACCUACACGUAAAUAAUGUACACACAGAGGACCAAGGAUUAUACAGAUGUACUGGUGUCAGUAGUGCAGGCUCUAUAGGAGCUGCUGCUAGGAUUGCAGUACAUCAGCCACCAAAAUUCCUAACAGAACCAUCUGACGUACAAGUAACUGGAGGAAGCACAGCCACAUUUAGAUGUGAAGUUUCAGGAACUCCAACUCCACGUAUCCUUUGGAUUCAAGGAGUUGGUAGCCCUUUACCUCGAGAAGAAAGAUUUGACGUACAGAAUGAUGGUCGUUUACUACAGAUCAGAUAUGUUGAAGAGAAAGAUAAAGGACUGUAUACCUGCAGAGCCAUUAAUGAUGUAGCUACUGUAGAGGUUUCAGCAGAACUAACCAUACUUCAACAGUCCACUCCAAUAGCAGCCAGUAGAGAAUCCACAGUGGACACUUAUGCUGGAGCAGAUAUAAUCCUCCACUGUACAUCUGAUGGAGAACCUACUCCACAGUUCCGGUGGAUAAAAGAUGGGACGUUUAUACAGAACUCCCACAAGUUCUCCUUACAAGGGAAUCGUAUGAUAAUAAGGAAUGUUUUACAGAGUGAUCAAGGCAGUUAUGAAUGUUAUGCUGAGAACACAGUUGGAUUUGCUAGAAAUACAGUGGCACUCAGAGUGUUUGGUGAGGAGAAAACUUACCCAGGAAAUAGGUUUGUUGACCAGGCAAUAGAGCAAGCCACACAAAGAGUGGACACAGCUAUUAAUCAAACUAGAGCUCAGUAUUUUAACAAAGACAAAAAGCACUCAGUACAAGAUAUGUUGGCAAUUUUCAGAUAUCCAUCUGCUGAUGCCUUGGGAAUUGCUAGAGCAGAAGAAAUUUUUGAACAGACCCUACAAAUUAUUCAUGACCAAGUGAAAGAAGGACAUCAGUAUGACUUAAAAGAUACUGCUGCAGAAUCCUAUACAGACAUUAUUUCCCCUGGCCAUCUGAUGCUGAUAGCCAACAUGUCUGGAUGUUUGUCUGUACCGCGGGAUAUUCUUAACUGUAACAACAUGUGUUAUCACCGCAAAUAUCGUACAUUAGAUGGAACAUGUAAUAAUUUACAGAACCCAACCUGGGGAUCUUCUGUGACUGGAUUUAAAAGAUUGUUACCGCCCAUUUAUGAAAAUGGAUUCAAUACACCUGUAGGUUGGACACAAUCAAAGCUGUACAAUGGGAUACAUUUACCAAGCCCUCGUCUUGUGUCGUCACUACUAAUGUCGACUGAUCAUGUGACAGAAGAUGAGAAAUAUACACACAUGUUAAUGCAGUGGGGUCAGUUUGCUGACCAUGACAUGGACUUAACUCCUCAGUCCAUCAGUUAUGCACAGUUUAGUGAUGGUCGUAGGUGUAAUGAGACAUGUGAUAAAUCCUACCCUUGUUAUCCCAUCCCUGUUCCAAGAAGUGAUAACAGAAUAACCUCCCAUGCCUGUUUGGGAUUUACAAGAAGUAGUGCCUUGUGUAAUUCUGGUUCUACAUCUAUUUUUUAUAAGACUUUUGCUCCUAGAGAACAAUUGAAUGUGAUCACAGCAUUUAUUGAUGGAAGCAGUGUUUAUGGUAGCAGUGACUUUGAAGCACAGAGAUUACGUGAAUCAACCGGAUUAAUGAGAGUUGGAGUUCUCUCAACUGGUGGGAAGCGAUUACUUCCCUUUGAUAAUUCUGGUUUCUUACACCACCUUGAUUGUCAGGUGGAGCCAAACAAGAAAAGGGUUCCUUGUUUUAGAGCUGGUGAUCCUCGUGCUAAUGAACAAAUUGCUUUAACAGCAAUGCAUACUUUAUUCAUGCGAUACCAUAAUCAUCUAGUUUCAAGAUUUUCCUUACUGAAUCCACACUGGGACGGCAACAUGUUAUAUCAUGAAACUAGAAAAGUAAUGGGUGCUAUAAUGCAGCAUAUCACAUACCAUCAAUGGUUGCCAAAGAUAAUAGGUGAAAGUGGAAUGAAGAAAUUAGGACUUUACAGACUUUAUGACCCAAAUGUUAAUCCAUCAAUUGCCAAUGAAUUUGCCACAGCUGCAUUUAGAUUUGGACAUUCUUUGAUUCAACCAAUCAUUUUAAGGCUGAACGAAAGUUUCCAGCCAAUCCCUGAAGGCAAUUUACCAUUACACCAAGCCUUCUUUUCACCACAUAGAAUAAUUGAAGAAGGUGGAAUCGAUCCAAUUUUACGGGGACUUGUUGCAUUCUCCGCUAAAAAGAGAAUGCCAGAUGAGAUGAUGAAUUCUGAGUUGACGGAAAAGUUAUUCUCACUGGCUAAUGUAGUUGGCCAGGAUUUAGCCUCACUGAAUAUACAGAGGGGUAGAGAUCAUGCCCUUCCAUUUUAUAAUGAGUAUAGAAAACUAUGUGGAUUACCAGAAGCUAAUGUAUUUAGUGAUUUACGAAAUGAAAUAUCACCAAGAGUUUUAUCAAAACUUCAGGAUCUAUACAAUCAUCCAGGAAAUAUUGAUUUAUUUGUUGGUGGAAUGGCAGAAACUCCAUUAGAAGGAGCUAAAGUUGGACCAACUUUUAUGUGUAUUAUUGUGGAUCAGUUCAAAAGACUUAGAGAUGGGGAUAGAUUUUGGUAUGAGAAUCCUGGUGUGUUCACUGUAGAUCAGUUAAGUGCCAUAAAACAGAUGACAUUAUCUAGUGUAAUGUGUGAUGGUGGUGACAACAUCAACAAAGUACAGAAAGACGUGUUUCUCCGAGUCCAUGACAAGUCAGAAUACCUAAGCUGUGACAAAAUACCCAAACUUAAUGUCAAUAUGUGGUCAGACUGCUGUGCAGAUUGUAGUAAAGCCGGUGAUUUCCAGUCCAUAACAAGUCAGUACUCCCGUAGCAGACAAUCUCGACAAUUCUCAUUCAGAAAUGAUUUUACACAACUACAAAAUGAUGGACCAAGACAACCAGUUAGACAUGAGUUUGAUAGAACUGUCUAUGAUGAUCAAAUUAAAGUGUUUAACAACCAUAUCCACCAGUUUGAGACUAGAAUUGAUAAUAUGGAGACCACAAUAAGUGAUCUGACAGAUUCUAUGACAUUCAUGGAGAAAAAGAUGAAAAAGAUGCAUAGACAGAUGAAACAUCAGAAGAAAUUUUGUAAAGAUGAAACUGGAAGAAAGAGGAGAGACCAAGAUACCUGGAAAGUUGAUGAUUGUAAAACAUGUUUAUGCAAGAAAGGAACAAUUGAAUGUGAAAAAGAGGUUUGUGAGAUGACCCAUAACUGUGAAAGACCCACUCAAGUUCCUGGAGAGUGUUGUCCUAGAUGCUGACCUUUGACCUUUUAACUGUUUCAUUGAAGACAAAUGGCUACGCCAUGUAAAGAAUGUAUAUCUCACUGCCAUAAUGUGAUAUUUUUAUGUAAGGUCUGACUUUGCGAGAUCUCAUCCUUUUUAUUUUAAAAGAGUUUUUUAUAACAUUAUCAUGAAAUGAUAUCAGGCAUUUAAAUGUUAGGGUAGAUGGGGUUUUUGUUAUAUAGGUUUUUGCCUAUAUAUAUGAUAUUUUUGAGGACAUUUAAAAAAACUAGUAGACUGUCAAUUGUUGAUUGAAGAAUACAAUAGUGCAUUGAUCUAAUACUGAUUUAAAAGAGAAAAGAAUGAAAAUAACAAGACUCUGGUUUGCUCUGGUCACUCCAGUUGACCAAUGUUAUUGUGAUGUAAGAAUGAUUGUUUUGUAUACAGCAGUGAUCCUAAUUAUUGUCAGAUAUUACAUGUACAUACCGGUAGUAAGUUUUUGGUAAGAGUAAAAAUGUGCUUCAUAAAUAAGCAAAUACAGUUUUCCUAUAUACAAAGGUGAUAAGGACGUCACCCCCUAUCAAUAAAGUAUUGAAGUUGACCCCCACGAAUAGAGUUGACUUUAGCACAGUAGGUUUGACUGUACUUGAACAAUGAUGGACAGUCUAAAAUCCUCAUAUUCCUGCCACAAUGCAUGAAAUUGUAAAUCUUAUGUUACACUUUAAAUUGUGAAACCUCAUUGGCAUGACAAUAUCAAAAUUUGUGAUGUCGUCUUCCAUUUUGAUAAAAUAUAAAUCUCUCUCAGGUUUAUUUUUUUCUUACGAUUUUCUAUAUCAUAUUGAUUCAGAUUUUGCUACUUCAAGAUUUUGGGGACUUGGUGAGUCACAUUUAUAAAAAACAAAACAUUUUAAUUAAAGUAAAUUUUCUAUGUUUUUUUAUAACAGCUUUUGCUCUUUGAUAUAUUCCCCAUUUCUAUUCUCAUUUUUCAACUUAAUAUUUGAAUUUUUUUGAUACAAACAAAAAUGCUUAUCUUUUUUCACAAUGAGAAUACUAUUCAAAGAUAUAGCCAAUAUAUUGCAUGUACUCGUUUACAAGUAUUUGAUUGUAUGAGUUAGUUUUUGGUGAAAGAAAAAACAUAUGUAAAAGAGAAAUGAAGUUUUCUGUAAAAGGUAGUGUAGAUUUGUAUCGACACUAAUACCAUGGUGCUAUUUUAUAUAUAUAAUGACAAGCCAUAGAGGGUAACCAUUGUCAUAAAUAUCUCAUUUAAAUAUAUACAGCUCAUAAUGCUUUUUAGAUUAUUUACAUUAUAUUGUUUUUUUACAUCUGCCAGUGCUUUUAUAUGUAAUUAUUAUUUUUGCACUUGAUUUAAUAUUUGUUUUUUAUUUAAAAAUAAAAAAGCAUUUUUAUGGUAGUUUUAUUUUAUCGUAGUUAGCAACUAUUUUGUUCAUUUUGUAUCAUUACGCACAUCAAAAAUGCAUUAUAUGUAUUAUGACUUGUUUUUGUAAGAACAUUCAUAUCAUUGUUAAAAAAAUCUUCAUACUGUCAUAAUUCUUACUUCUAAAAUGAAUAACUUUAAUUAUACAAUGUACUUACUAAUAAUAGGAAUCAGGCAAUGCAAGCUUCACUAGGUUAAAAAGCUUCAAGGUGCUCUAGUUCUUCAUGUUAAAUUCAUAUAAAUUAUGAAAUUUCUUGUUAAACAUAACAUAAAUAAUUAGAAAAUAUGCAUCAAGAGUUAUGUUCCCUUACUCUAUCUUGAAAAGUUUUCGUUUGAUACCAUAUCAUUAAUUGCAGUAUAUCUGCAAAACUAUUUUCAACAAAAUUGACAGUCAUUUCCCCUUAUACUUAACAUACACAUUAUUUAAAAGUAACAUGCAAGUUUAAAUAAAAUUUUAAAUAGGUGUCCAUGUAUGAUGUAUUUUUAUAGCACAUGUCGAAACAAAUAUCUGCCAGUCAACUUUAAAUGAUUUGCUUUUAGUAUUUGUUUUGGGUUUACUUGUAAGUGAAUAUGUUUAAGACAUUUUUUUUUAAUCUCAGGGUUUUACAAUCUUAUAACUUUAUUUUGAAGUGAAGAUUCUUGCACAUGUUUGGUACUGAUUUCUGAAGUGAAGAUUCUUGCACAUGUUUGGUACUGAUUUCUGAAGUGAAGAUUCUUGCACAUGUUUGGUACUGAUUUCUGAGGUGAAGAUUCUUGCACAUGUACUGAUUUCUGAAGUGAAGAUUCUUGUACAUGUUUGGUACUGAUUUCUGAAGUGAAGAUUCUUGCACAUGUUUGGUACUGAUUUCUGAAGUGAAGAUUCUUGCACAUGUUUGGUACUGAUUUUAAGUACUUUCACCUGUGUAAUUGUUAAAUCAAUGUACUAUAAAUCUGACACAAUAAAAAUCUUUGAGGCAAGGUUUGUUGCCUACUAUUAUUUUUUAAAUUUUAUGCACAGCUAUCAGGGUAACAGAGAAUGAAGCUUUUUUGGUUCUUACAAAAAAAUAUAUAUCAUGUAAAGAAAUCCCAACACAGUUGAUAUUAACAUUUUUGAAAUAAAACUGAAAAGUUCAUUCAAUAA
This is a messenger RNA of Mytilus trossulus (common blue mussel), 7019 nucleotides long. Its product is annotated as peroxidasin-like. The transcript is spliced from 21 exons. The record is from RefSeq and is a predicted model, not a curated record. NCBI's taxonomy places the organism in Eukaryota, Metazoa, Mollusca, Bivalvia, Mytilida, Mytilidae. Bases 139 to 4503 code for a protein of 1454 amino acids. Gene Ontology annotation, biological process: response to oxidative stress. Gene Ontology annotation, molecular function: heme binding; protein binding; peroxidase activity.